UGACGAACAGUUUCUAACGUGCCGGCAAACAUAACACUCGCACCGAUAGGAUGGAUCACGAGCGAAAAGUGAAGUUUCUAAUGACGGAGUUGGUGGACAAGAUUCUACGCCAGAAUGUGGAUCUGCAAGACUAUCGUCUACGGAAGGGUGAGGACAGUUGCACCCUCACCACUCCACAGGGACUGGAUGGGUUCAUGUCGGUGAUUCAUCGGCUAUCGCUCGAACUCGAACACAAGCGCACAAGAUCGCCCAAAACACUAACACUGAUGGUGAAGGUCAUGAAAGGAGAUGACGAUUUCCGCCAGAAGUCCCUCGGACUGGUCCUCUUCCCCAACGAAAUCAAUGUCUAUUCGCACGUUCUGCCAACGUUCGAGCAGCUGGUGCGUGACAGCGGAGCGCCGAUCGAUCUCACCACUCUCUGUCCCCGGAUCUACUUUGCCGAGUCCGGUGCACGCUAUCCGGCGUACAGCGAUCAAGAAGAAACGUUCCUAGCCAUGCAGGACGUUGCGUCGAGUGGGUUCGUACCGGGCCCGCGACUUAACCUUGACCGACCCCACCUAGAGCUGAUGGCGCGCAAAGUGGCCCAACUUCAUGCCUGCUCCUACGCCCUCCGUAUCGGUGGCCAGCCGGACCGGCUAUGGUCACUCGUGAACCGCAUCAUUCCGCUCGACUUCAUCCAGGACGGAGCAAUCUUCUUCCAAAGCUACGACAUCGUCUUUAAGGUGGUGUUCGAACGGUUGUUCCGCUAUCUGCACACCAAUCCGGCCUCACUCGCCGAGGUUAGUGAUGAAGUUCGUGUGAAGAUCGCUCUCCUGGAGCACAAAUACGGUACGAACCCAUCGGAACUGAUGCAACGCUGCCUUGCGCGGGAUGAUACGUACUCCGUCAUUCUGCACGGUGACUAUAACCGCAACAACGUGCUGUUCCGAUAUGAGAACGGUAGUCCGCAGGAUGUGAUGUUACUGGACUUCCAGGAGAAUCGAUACGGUUCGCCGGCGCUCGAUCUAUCGUUUUUCAUGUACAUGAAUAUGCCACCGGAAGCGUGGACUGAUGGUGGCUGGGAACAGGUACUUACGGCCUACCAUCGCGAACUCGUCCGCUGUGUCUGUGCCUUCACACACCUUCAACCGGACGAUAGUCGUCUGUUACCUUAUAGCUACGAAGCGAUGAAACGACAUCUGGCACAAUAUUUCAUCUACGGAGCGGUAAUAGCCAUCAAAUUUCUACCCUGCAUGCUGUCGAGCGAGUCCGAGGUGCAGCAGAUUGUGCAUCACUUCCACACGGACAUCACAGCGCCAGGGUUCCGCGAUAUCUAUCUGGUCGCCGGUGGAGCACCGGUCAACGAGCGGCUCACGAAGGUGCUCAUCCAUGCCGCCGAGCACGGCUACUUGGAUAUGCUGUAGUGCAGUAGGACUCCAUGCUAACGCUGCUCCAUGAAAUGCUUUGCUCCCUGAAAUCACAGCAAGCAUUGGAAGUGAUUUUGAAAGAAAAAUAUUUACCCUCAAAACGUAACCCUUGCGAUGAAUAGCGAUGUCAAAUGAAUCUGCCAUCCGUUAGUUUUGUAGAAUAGAUGUAAAAGGACCGCGCCAUCAAAGCCGCCCGGGUUUUCCAAUGUGUACUGUGUGAGUUCACUGUUUCACUUUUCCACAGACCCCAGCAUCAUCUAACAGUGCGAACUGUUGGUCGUUGAAUGAAAAUCAUCAACGGAACAAUUCGUAUGUAACUGUGGAGAGAGAGAGAAAGCACAGAACAAUGUGCACUCCUACACACAAUUCGCUAACUCGGACCGAUGAUUCAAUUGCAGCAUGAGAAAACUAAACAAAAAACGUGCGGGGUGGGUUUUCCAAACACUCGGAUGUAUCGGGUGCUGCUAGAUGUUGCACGAAAACAACAGAAACGGUAACGCGUAGCAGCAGCAGCAGCAGCAACCAGCCAAGCAACAAAAAGAAACACACACAAUGCCGGAAGCGUUGAUAGAUUGUAACGAGCGAUCUGAAGGACUGUAACGAUACUCUGUUUGUCAACGGUUCCGGGGAGGUACACCCUCUGCAUCGUCACCCGACAAAAAAAAAACAAAGUAUCGGAAACGGGCAGCGCAUGCUGGAGCGCUGUUGAAGCAGCUGUCACGUAUUUGUUUUAUCAAAGAAACACUACAACUGCUACUGUUACUGCUGCUGGGGCCACUGAUGCUGCAGCGGAAAAACAAUUCUCUUGAUUGGCUUUCGCGGAAAGGAUGCUGUCGCCGCUCGAGGAGAAGGGCAGAGAAUUCAAAUAAUUGAGAUGUGAAGUCGAAAAGUUAGACGCAUUGGAAUCGAGCCAAACGAAGUUAUCGGAUCUGGUUUUUUUUUGUUGCCCGAUGACCUGCUUGCUCACCCGGACCGUUUUGGGGCCCGCUGCUUUUGGAUCUAUAAAUUCGAGGAAACAUUUGUGAAGCUCUCUGGGAAAGGGGCAGUGGCAUUUUAAUGGAAAAGUUUUUAGUUCAAUUAGUGGAGAAAUAUCGCGUAAUUUGUUUUGCGAAUGG
Molecule: messenger RNA, 2521 nt
Organism: Anopheles darlingi
Lineage: Eukaryota; Metazoa; Arthropoda; Insecta; Diptera; Culicidae
Exons: 3
Coding region: 51-1403 (450 amino acids)
Source: RefSeq, a predicted model, not a curated record